AUGGUUACUCGGGAACAGUUCUUCUACUUCUACUUCUCACUCAUUCUGCGCAAAAACAGAUGGAAACUACUUCGAAGAGUGUUCUGGAACAGCCGCGUUCCCUUGAAAUUGGUUGUGGAUCAGAGAGGCGCUGGGCUCAAGUCGGUUCCGUUCGUCUUUUCAGUUCCCAAGUGUCUUUCUUUUCAGUGUCCUCUCCCUAAAUCCGAUUACAUGCUUCUCACUUGGAAUUCUCGACAGUCAACUCGUGAAAAUCGCCAUGACAAGUACUUUGGAGUCGGGAGAAUCGGCGAGUGUUGAGCGUAUAAUGAAGGCGGUGAUGGACAGUUCGGUCCGUCCCGCGAGCGUCCGAAUCGGGCGGUGCGAUGUAUUCAACUGCUUCGGAAGUGAUGCUAUUCAGAGUAUUUCGGUUGAUGUAAGCUUUGAGAAAUCAUACUUUUCUGUUUGAAAAACUGAUUUCAGAACAUAACGCCAACUUACAAGCUUCACAGUUUGCCAGUGCCAAUUGCCGAGGAUGCGAAGCUCUCUCUGAUCAGACAGUUUAGUGCGCCCAAGAACAUCCGACUGGAGAAACAUCAUUUGGAACAGAUUCUCAAUACUCGGAAGUAUGUACACUUGCUCAUUCACAUUCCUUCUCAAAAUAUCCUCCCUUUCCAGUGUCUUCUACAAGAAUGACAUAGUUCGUCUGACUGACUACAACGUGUACACGGACAAAACGACGUUCCUCUACUACAAAGUCGACGUCUCCUCUUCUCCGUGCAUCCUCGACGCGAGCACUUCCGUCUACGAGUCUUCGGCAACUUCGUUCUUUGUUCCCUUUUCCAACUUCUUGCUCCGCAACCCCCUCACUCGUUCCAUGCACUCAACUGCACAUCGGAUGUCCCAGAUUUACUUUGCCCAGAAACGGAUAUCACGGAAGGCCCUGGUUCUUCUGGUGACUGGAGCAUCGGGCUCCGGGAAACGGCUUCUCAGCCGCGUGCUUGCCGCUCGAACGCACAGAACCUUCUACGAAGUCGACGGUUACGAGAUGGUCGGUGAGAAUCCAGCGGCGUCCGAAGCCAAAUGGUCUUCGUGGUGGGAAAAGGCGAAGCUCCUGCAGAACUGUGUGCUCUUCGUUCGAAAUGCGCACGUACUCGCCAUCGAUCAGUUCAACGCUCUAGGUAAUGAAAAGUUGAGAUUCAAAGGUAUAAUGUACAACCUUCCAGACAGAAGAAUCCUACAGUACAUGGAGCAGAAACUGAGUGAAUCGAGCAAAGCCACUGUAAUCUUCUCGUGCACAACCGACAUGAUGUCCUCGAUGUCCGCAAGUGUGAAGAGUCUCGCUCUGUACACGUUCUCAGCCGAUUACAUGGAUGAAACCGAACGAAAGAGCUGGUUAGCAUACUUUCUGGAGGAGAAGUUGGCAGGCCACGUGGCAAAGAAGACGUCUGGAUUCUCGCUGGCCGAACUGCAGGAGCUGGUGAAAACGGGAGAGGAACAGAGAACGUAUAAUUGGAAGGAGGGAAUGGAAAGGUCUACGAAGAGGCGAUUGAAAAAGAAAUGCGAAUUUUGCCGAUGCGAUUGGAGCCCCGAAGGUCUAUUUUGGUCUAUUUCAGCAAUCCACAAUUUGAACUGAACUUUCAGAUACCAAAUGUGCGAUGGAGUGAUGUCGGCGGUUGGAGGAGACGAAGCAGACGGUACUUGAGAGCAUUCGGACGAAUCUGUUCGGGUCGAGAGCUCUCAAACGGUCGGGAAUCAUUCUCUACGGAUCGCCCGGAUGCGGGAAAACACUGAUUGCGAAGGCGGUUGCAACGGAGUUCAAAAUCGCGUUCCUCUCGGUUAAAGGACCUGAACUGCUAAACAAAUACGUGGGACAGAGCGAAGAGAAUCUGCGAAAAGUGUUGAACGGGCCAAACAAGCCUCCCCUUGUGUCAUUUUCUUCGAUGAAAUCGACAGUCUGGCGCCCAAUCGUGGCAGAAACGGAGAUUCCGGAGGAGUUAUCGAUCGGAUCGUCUCCCAGUUGCUCGCGGAGCUCGACAAGUUGCACAACUCUCCACUGACCAAGGUGUUUGUGAUGGGAGCGACGAAUCGGCCGGAUCUUCUCGACAACUCUCUGAUGGCUCCCGGAAGGUUCGACAAGUUGGUGGAGGUGAAACCGGGCGAGGACGUGGAGUCGAAGACGAAGAUUCUGGAGGCGGUGUCCAGGAAGAUGAAGUUUGAGGAUGACGUUGACUUGAGAGAUAUUGUGAGUAGUUACGUGGAUAUCAAAAACGUAAUAACACCUCUUGCAGGCGAGUCGAGUCGAUGAGAAAAUGUCCGGAGCACAACUGUUCUCGAUUAUCUCAAAUGCCGGAAUGGCGGCGAUUGUGGAAACGAUUCAAGAGCUGGAGGACGGCCGAUCGGAAAGACAGACAGUACGGGUGGCACAGAGACACCUUCUUGAGAGUGUUCGAAAUUUUCACGAUACAAAAGUUUGAAUAAAUUCUAGAUAUUUGAUAACAACUUUAUGGUACAGAGCUUUCAUGUGACGUCCUCCCCUUUCAAAGUCCUUCCAGUUCUGGAUGCUCAUUAGAAACGAGAGCACUUCUUUUCGCUUCUCAUCCAAUUAAUUCUCCUUCCACAAUCAACCCGCUUUCUCCUUCGUAAUGAACGAGAAAGAAACCAUAGUUCGGCCGGCAGACGACUGUUUUCUUUCUCCUCGGAUGAGCGCAACGAUUAUCUAGGAAUGUCAGAGGUUAUCUCUUUACGUAGAUCAUAAAAUAACUGUCAUUUAUAUUUGCUACUUGUGACUUGAAAAAGAAGCCUUGCAGCAGUCUCAAUUGAACAUAUUCAACCCGAAUAGAGGCUCGUAGUGACCCCCCGAUUCCCGACCGCUGCAACACGGAAAUACUUGCUCUCCUUGCUUUCCGAGUUUCCACUUCCCGAUUGCAUCCGACAAACAUGGCCUCUUCACCUGUCCUCCACCCAUUUUUAGCCUCUCGCACACAUCACUCCCUCCCUUAAUGUUUCCAUUUUCAGAUGUCUUCUCGAGAACAGCAUUUUCACCCGUUCUUGACCUGCCAACUUCAUCGUUUUUUACGACGAUUAUUGGCAAGCCGCCAUCGCCACCACACCAUCAUCGAAAACAACAAUUUCACCGCCUCCUCCCCUUCUUCCUUCGGCUCUUCCUCUUGUUAUUUUGGAAGAUGGAGGUUGGAGACAUUUGUGAAUAUCACCUAGACGUACACGAUCAGAAUCAGCCUCGCUCCGAGCUUCUCACGUGCUCAUUCGGUCAUGGUUAUCGUGAGAAAACGAGCAGAAAUAGCACUUUAGAUGACAUGUAACAUUUUUCUCCCAGUCCAGGGACACGUUUAGAAGAAAGCCAGUCAGUUUCCAGUUUAAUGACGUGAUCAGCGCGUACUCAUGUCUGCCGGGCUUCCAGUGAAUCAGCCGGAAAAGAGAGAGCGGCAGGUGGAAAUGAUAGUCCAACGGGGCUUCCGAGCCGUUGAUUCAUCUUUCCCACACUUGGUGCCGGCGCGCAACUUCUUAGUUUCGAGGAGAUUACCUAAACUCAAUUUAGCCGUUAAGCUGUCUGGCAUUGAACUAUUUUCUGAUGAGAAGAAAGCUUUAGGAGCACGUUUGAAAGCAAAUGAACAGAACUUCUUGAAUCAGGCCUGCCUCGAUUUGGCCUUUUGACCCAGUUGCAAUAUUCGAUUCGAACCUAAACUUCGCAAGUGUAUGCAAUCUUGACCCCUUCUCCUUCUUCCUCUUCCCUUAUUCCUUUCGCUGCUCAAAUCCACAUUCCUUCUGAUGACAUCCAUUCACUAACGCCAUUCACGAUUGGCACCAUUGACACCAUCAAGAGACGUUCUAACCCCUAUCAAUAAUUGAUCUCCCAAUGCAAUCUUUAUUCGAUUCCCAACGGUUUCUCGCUUCCUCGUCGCCGCGUUACAACUCGUUUUCGACCUUCUUGAGUUAAAAUCUCAACUCUAUAAAUAAUUGACGUCUCAUCUCGUUCUACGCUUCCAUUUCCUAAUGACAAUACUUCUUCUUCUUCUAAGUCUUCUUCCUCUUCCCCUUCAUCAGCAGUAUUGUGCAAAAAGUUAAUUUCCUGGUCUGAAUGAGUUCUUUUCAAUCAAGUUUCCCUCUGUUGACAAGAAGCCACGUCACACGAAGGAGAAGACCUGCGUUCCGGCGCUGUAAACACACUCGGAUUUUAACAUGUCUUUAGGAUUUAGAGCUCCGAAAUGUUCGGGAUCUCUUCCCGGACAGAGAUGUGUCUCCAUUGCGGAAGGCGGAAUUGCCGUCCUUUGCGGCGAAUCAUUGAUAUUCGGGAAGUUGGCGACUCUUUUUUCCUCUCUGAAUGACCAAUGUCUACGUCAGACUAUAGCGUCAAUCUCGUCUUCUCACCCUUUUCAAUAGCGGAGAGAAUAUUUAUCUGAAGGGGACAGAAUGAGCCUAAUUUCCGUUUUUUUUUCUUACACUCUUUUACUUUCCCUUUAAAUACUCACAAAAAAGCAGAAAAUCUCAAAAAUCAGGUUCGGUCUAGUGGAACGCGUGAGCAUGACCGGUGUUCUCAAAGAUUUCCGCUUCGUUACCCUUUCUAGUCUGUCCGAAUUGUUCAGAUUGUCCUUCCUUCAGUGGGCGGAGCUUGCUUCCAUCAGGCACCACCCUCCUCUUUUUUCCCCGUUGCUCUCGAGAUCUGUCUUGUCUCCGACUGCUCCCAAACAUGAAAACAACAACAACAACAAAGUCCUUUCUAUUUUCAGCGCCUCCUCAUAAUUAUCUUUAAGACUCCCUCACUUCUUGAGUAAUUAUUUCGAAGCGAGUGCCUGGUACGGACUGGCUCUUUUCUCUUUUCAAUUCAUAAAUGCCACGAGAAAGAAUCUUGCUGAGGGUGGAAUAUCCGGUAGUCUCGGCUCAUCCGCAGAUUGAUCUCCUUUGGAUUUUAGCACAAUUUCCUUCAAUCCCUUCUUUGCUGAAAUUUUGGACUGCAAGUUACAAUCGAUAUCAUCAUCUUCUAAAAGUGGCUUUCACUCUUCUCACCGCCCACGUUCAGUUCUGGUAUCACCCGACUCCAAAACCCCGGCCGCCACAAGUACAAUCCACGCCACAUCACCCUUGUGCGCAAGAACAUCUCCGCUACAAUAUCGACUUGUCUGGAAAACAACCACAUCACCCUUCUGCUCUUUUUUCUGCCUAAUCGUUUUCAUUACUCAUGUUCUCUUCUCUUUCUUAAACGUUCCAACCGUUUCCAUUUCCAGUGUACUUUAAAGACCAGCUCAUUAGACGCAACAAAAAAAAACAGAAAACGACUAGAAUUUCUGUUCGUAAGGCUUCUUUCUCUUAUUCUGUCUUCGUGUCCCCCCCACUAAUGAGAAGCCCUCGUCAAUUUGUGCUUUGUCUGUCUUCCCGACCGCACCCAAUCGUUGCUUUCUCUUUCUUUAUCUCUCUCUCUCUCUCUCUGAAUAUGUUUAUCCCACUUUUAACUUUCAGAUGUCGGUCGACACCAACUCGACGACAUUUUUCGAUGAUGAUAUGGACGACGAUACGCCGGUCAAAAGUAAGCGGAUCAUCAAGUUCUGGAUGAUUCUCGCCGCCAUCUCCGUCAUCGGAAUCGUUUUGAAUCUGGGCCUUCUGCUCCGUCGGAAGUUUUCCACGUAAGUAGUAAUCUACUUCCUCUUUCCACAUCCCUUUUUCAUUUUCCAGUAACCGUUCAUCUUCCACCACUCGAUCCUCGGUUUUCCUUCUCGGGACGAUGGCGAUCGCCGACACGAUGUGCCUCUUUUCGCUGCUUUUCCUCCUGUGCCUUCGCUUUUUCGCUCUCCACCCUUACGUUCUGACGUUUGUUUGCAAGGUUAGGCUGGUUCGCAUGCGAUUUUCGGGGAUUGCAUUGCAUUCAAUCGAAAACAUUCAUUAGCCAGAUGAAAAGGAUGCGAGAAAAGAGGAAGUGCGGGUGGAAGUGAGAUGUUUGGCAGGCGAUGAUCGGGGUCGACGUGCGCAAGUUUAGCCAAGAAAGGGGGCUUGAUAAGCGGGGAUGAGCGCAAGAAACCCUGUAGCAAACAUUCCGAACUAUGGUUCGAAAUUCUAGUCCCAAGUACGAAUCUUGCAGCUGAGUGUGUUCGUGAUGCACACAACUUCAUCGUUCUCCAUCUGGUGCUGGCUCGUGCUCUCAGCGGUCCGAUACGUGGCCGUCUACCGCCCGUACACACACCUCAAACUCAAUAAGGAGCCGCGGCUCGCCGUGGUAAGCGCGCCCAUCUUUUCGCCGAAAUCUCAUUUCACUCGCCGCCAUUGUCACCUAACACACACACACACACACACAUAUUUCUAUUCAGCUCACCGUCGCCAUCUUCUGCUGCGUCUCGGAAGUGUGGGUGCUGUGGGACAUUGGAUACGACGACACGUUCAAGUGUGAGUGAUGGGGACCGAAGAGCGCGCAACGAGAGCCGUUUGUUUUCAGCGUGCGGUGGAACCGAGACCGAAAUCAGUCGCCAUCUCCAGAUAUUCGAGAUUUUCAGCUCUUAUUUCCUUCCUGUCAUUAUGAUUACUGUUCUGGAUUUGAAAGUGAGAAAGAAGAGAAACGAAUGAGAUUUAUUCAACCUUCGAUUUCAGGUGAUAUUGUGCCGGACAUGGAGGUUCUCCCAUGGUCCGAAGAGAAGUGUGAAAGCAGUCAAACAGAAGUUGAGUGUCUAUUCGGAAGGAUGUCCGUGUAAGGGACUAAUCUACCCAGCUCUUUUGACUUUUACCCUUUCAGCGCCCGAAUCAAGCAUGAAGAAGUACUCGACUGCGACAGUGACCAUCAGCAAGUCUCGCUCAAACGGAGAGUUGACGACAUCGAGUUCUUCAAGGUAAGCGAACUGAUUGUGAGCAGCAGAAGCUCAAUGAACAGUGAUUCGUUGCAGAUCUAAGCGAAGGCAGCACUUGCGAGUACUCAGAAGGUGUCUGUGCAUCACCGUCUUCGACCUCUCCAUGAAUCUUCCCUCCUACCUGCUCAGACUUUAUUUGUCUCUAUCCGUAUCGGAAAACAUAGACUUCUCGACAAUUGUGAUCGUGGAGGAAAUCUCGCAAAUCAUGUACUUUGCCCAGUUCGCUCUGAACGCUCUCUACCUGAUCUGCAUCAUUUAUGACGCUCCCAAACGGAAGUUCACGGUGAGAAGCCUCCGUUCCCCUUCACCUCUUUAUUUCUCCCGUUUCUAGCUGCCAAGUACCCAGCUGAGUGCCGUCGGAUUGACUCCUCGGGCGAGUCGAAAAUCGCAACGGAGCACAUUCGAAACGCGUCUUGUCUAG
Messenger RNA from Caenorhabditis sp. 36 PRJEB53466, 7245 nucleotides. Lineage: Eukaryota; Metazoa; Nematoda; Chromadorea; Rhabditida; Rhabditidae. The record is from the annotation of a GenBank genome assembly.